This is a messenger RNA of Plasmodium knowlesi strain H, 2772 nucleotides long. RefSeq names its product conserved protein, unknown function. Bases 1 to 2772 code for a protein of 923 amino acids. NCBI's taxonomy places the organism in Eukaryota, Apicomplexa, Aconoidasida, Haemosporida, Plasmodiidae. The transcript has a single exon. The record is from RefSeq and is a predicted model, not a curated record.
AUGAAAAAAAAAAAACAUGAAUUCAGCUACAUAAAUUCGGAUGAAGAAAAAAGAGAAGAAAUAAAUGAUAUGUUAAAAAAUUUAAAAAAUGAAGAGAGAGAUUUGUGCUUUCCUCUGUUAGACUUUUACUUUCUCAAUAAGAAAUUUAAGUACCAUAAUUUGAGGGAAAGUCUAGAGAUAAAUAACAAUGUCAAUGAGUACAUCAAUUUGAGGCUUCUGCGGAAGGAAAUUGUCCCCAAGGAUGUAUCCUUCAAAACGGAGCAAAAAAAUAGAGAAAUGGUGGUUCACAACAAAUUGAAGAAUCAAAUGGAGGAAGCCUGCCUGAAGGAUAGGGAUGGCGACCUCAGGAGGGACAGCCAAAGCGGCAACCGUGUUAGUAACCACUACUCCAUAGGGGGGGAUAUAAAAGCAGAAGCCGCUAUCGUAGAAAACAUGAAUUUGCCACAUGACAUUCCCACAAUGUGGAAGAAAAACGAUAUCAUAGGAACAUUUAACCCAGUCUAUAAUGCGAGAGAUCAAGUCCUAAAUGAUAACUCUAUUGACUCCAUUCCCACGAUUGAUAUUUUUUACAACUCCUCAAAAUUGCUUACCAUACAGACAGUGUUUGAGCCAAUCAGUAAUUAUAUAUACCUGUUACGGCUACUACCCAAGUUCUGUCUACCUCUGUACGAUUCAGGAAUUUUGCAAUACGCAUGUGAAGACCCAAUUUUAAAUCCUAAAUUAAGAGGCUUGGAGAUAUCUUACAGAUUGCUAGUGCACGAUAUUUUAUUUUAUGCCUUUUUUUCCUAUUUGUCAGAUUUGCCAUUUUGGGCCAAGCCCCCGAUUGAGCUUCUGCGAAUUUAUAAUUACGAAAGUUUAUACUCCUUCAAUGAUUACGAAUCUGAACAUACAGAAAGGUUAGUCUUUCAUAAUAUAAAAAAUAUUUUGUACAAUUUUUCAGACACGUUAAAUAAAAUUGAAUUGCUGUAUCCAAAAAAUUAUUACAUCACGAUAUUUCCCAACAUUUAUUUUAAGAACAUCAUCGAAUUUUUAAAAAGUGAAAAAUUCAAGUUAAAAAAAAUUGUAGUUGUUUUGAAGGGAAAAAAUUUCAUUGAUGAAAAAAUGAUACACCACAUCAAAAGCAACCUUGAGAAUUUCAGAGGCAUGACAACGGAAAAUGUGAAAAAAGAAAUAAAUCACAAAUAUUGCCCCACCAAUAAUGGCAGAAACAAAAGUGAGGCAGUAAAAUACGACACAAAAAGUGUAAUAGAUGCCAUAAAAAGGUGUCACAAUUGUGAUGAGGAUUUUUUCUCUCUUGCCGAAGGGAAAAGUGUAUCCACCACAAAGGACAGAACUAGACGGAAGUCAAAUUGGAAGGAAAAAAUGGACAUGUCAUCAAGGAUUGACCAAAUGGGAGAGGGAAAAAAUCAUCAAAGUGAUAAACCUAAUAGUUUGCCUGAACCCAUUCAGAGAGACGGCCAAUUAUGUAGCACCUCCCCGGAGGAUACUUAUCCAAGUGAAAAUAACAAUCAUGUAGAUAAAGAGAGAGCAACCUGUAGUAAUAACAUCCCGCAGGAGGAAGGAAAACCAAUAAAUAUUUCGGGGGAAGGCAUCCCCAGUGGGUUCGAGAAGUCAUGGGACAUCUCCAACAAUGGAGAAAGCAGCAUCCGAAGCAGUUGGAGGGACUUCCCCUUCGAGGACGUGGACAAAAAGGAUGAAAGAGAUCAACAAAGGAGCCAUUCUGACGAAUCCGAUGGUAAGAAAAAUGGUGAACAAGGGGAUCAGUUAAGCACUAUUGAACAAUAUAGCGAGGAAGACAACUCCCUUAGGAAAAAGAACCCAAUCGAUAUGUCAGACAAUUACAACAUAGACAAGUCCGUGUACAAUAUGUACUACCAGCAGGAGAACAAUGACCGAGAGGAAGAGGCCUCUAUGAUGGAGAGUAAAAAAUUCCAAAAUAGUAGAAGGUCCAGCAACUCGUCCGAAUCGUCAUGCAGUGAAGAUGAUGAAACGGACGAUGAAAACAUUGAUGGGUUUUUUAAAACAAAAAAAUUAAAAAGUACAGUGUAUGAUAAGGACAACUUUUCCUUUUCCAAAUUUAUGAACAAAAUUAUAAAUUACGAAAAGAUCAUUGACUACCUGAACAAUGACCCGCAACGUCAGGAAAACGAAGACUCCAAGAUCAAGUUUUAUAUUAAAUUGUUGUUGUUCGAGAAAGCUAAUUCUCCAUAUGAUUUGAAUGGAUGGACAAACGUGGAUGGAAGAGAAAAUGUCAGUGAUGAAGAUCAAGUUAGAAGCACUACGUUUGCGUCGGACAAUGGGCAAAUCGACGGAGCAUCACCCCAGGGGGGAGAAGACUCCUCCAUUCGUGCCGAUGGUACAGUAUCACCUACAGAUGACGACGAUAAUCUCUCGGGGGUGUAUCAGCGGACGCGAAGAGAAGGGGGCACCUCGUCUAGCGCUACAAUUUCUGUUUCUGUUCCGAACGAUACUAUGAUGGGAAGAAAUAAUAGCAACGCAGCGGACAGCAGUCAGACCUCUCUAUUCGUAAACAACCAAAACGAGAACGAAACGCGUACAGAUGAAGAAGAAACAGUUCUCAACGUAACCGAGGAUGACCAUGUGGUGAUUUCAUCAGAUUAUAUCAGUAACAUGAUAAGGAACUUACGCGAAACUUACGGGGUGUCCAAUUUCCUAUCCUUCAGCAGCAACGAAGGGGAGAUGCACGAGGGCACUUUCAAUUUAGACGAUGUGCAGGAUUCGCAAACAAGGUUGACCUUUAAUUUUAAUUAA